This is a messenger RNA of Jatropha curcas, 486 nucleotides long. The record is from RefSeq and is a predicted model, not a curated record. NCBI's taxonomy places the organism in Eukaryota, Viridiplantae, Streptophyta, Magnoliopsida, Malpighiales, Euphorbiaceae.
AUGCAGUGGGAGAUAAGGUUUUCCUUAAAGGGAGAUAAGGUUUUCCUUAAAGUAUCUCCGUGGAAAAAGAUAUUGAGAUUUGAAAGAAAGGGGAAGCUUAGUCCUAGGUUCAUUGGUCAAUAUGAGAUCAUUGAGCGUGUGGAUCCAUUAGCCUAUAGAGUAGCUUUACCACCAGACCUGGAUAGGAUACAUAAUGUUUUCCACGUAUCUAUGUUGAGGAGGUAUCGGUCCGACCCAUUACAUGUAAUAUCAGUGGAAUCUGUGACUAUAAAGCCAGAUUUAACUUAUGAGGAAGAACCAGUAAGGAUACUUGCUAGAGAAAUCAAGGAACUAAGAAAUAAGAGAAUUCUUUUGGUAAAAGUUCUUUGGAGAAACUAUAAGACCGAAGAAGCUACAUGGGAAAGUGAAGAUAUAAUGAGACAACAACAUCCUCAGUUGUUUAAUUCAGGUGAAUUUCGAGGACGAAAUUCUUUGAAAAUUCUUUAA